Messenger RNA from Myotis lucifugus (little brown bat), 1574 nucleotides. Its product is annotated as zinc finger protein 75A-like. Gene Ontology annotation, molecular function: DNA-binding transcription repressor activity, RNA polymerase II-specific. The record is from RefSeq and is a predicted model, not a curated record. Gene Ontology annotation, biological process: negative regulation of transcription by RNA polymerase II. NCBI's taxonomy places the organism in Eukaryota, Metazoa, Chordata, Mammalia, Chiroptera, Vespertilionidae.
UGACUUAGGAAGAAGAUCCUUUUUUGUUCCAGACCAGACUGGGCCUCUGUUCUCAAAAUUAGUGCUCGUGGUGUGUCCAACACAGGAGCAAACUGUUCCAGAGCAUAAUGACGGUUGCAGUCCAUGUGCUGGGAAAGGAGGCAGUGCUCUUGGGAGAAACAGCAGAGACCUCAGGCUUCAAACUGAGGCCAGCAGAGUCCCAGCCAGUGGGCAGGUCCCAGGAUGAAGAAUUUUGGAAUGAAUAUCAGGAUCAACAACAGCUGAGCAGGAAUACUCAUAAAGAAACUGAGCCUAUGUGUGAGAGGGCUAUGCCUACUCACCAGAUCCUAGAAUUUCCUGAGCAGACAAAUACCAAAGACUGGAUAGUGGCACCUGAGUUCAUCUUGCCUGAGUCCCAGAGCUUGUUGACGUUUGAAGAAGUGGCCGUGUAUUUUUCCCCGGAAGAAUGGGAGUUACUGGACUCCAGUCAGAAGGCCCUCUACAAUGACGUAAUGCAGGAAAACUAUGAGACUGUCAUCUCUCUAGGGUUAAACCUCAAAAAUGACAUUGAAAAUCAUCAAUCUAUAUGCCUUUCUGACUUAGAAAUGCCAACACCAGGAGACAUAGUUUCAAAAAUGGACAGAGUGAAAGUUCCUCAGAAAACAACAGUCCAAGAAAAUCAUGGUGAUAUACACAGGGUGGGGAAAUGGCACCAAGACUUUUCAGUGAAGGAAAGAGAGAAACUUUCAACCUGGAGACAAGAGCUGCUGAAACUUAUAGAUCGUCACAAGAAAGAACGUGCAGGAGAGAAGUCUUUUAAAUGUCAGGAAUGUGGGAAAAGCUUUAGAGUUAGCUCUGGCCUUAUUAAGCACCAAAGAAUUCAUACUGAAGAGAAACCGUAUAAAUGCCCACAGUGUGAUAAGAGAUUUAGGUGGAGUUCAGAUCUUAAUAAGCACUUCACAUCACACCAAGGGAUAAAACCAUAUAAAUGCUCAUGGUGUGGGAAGAGCUUUGGUCAAACUUCAAAUCUACACACACACCAAAGAACUCACACCGGAGAGAAGCCCUUCACAUGCCAUGAAUGUGGGAAAAAAUUCAUUCAGAACUCCCACCUUAUUAAACACCGGAGAAGCCACCUUAGCAUAUGCAUGAGAAACUUCAGCAGGUGGUCAAGCCUUCUCAGGCACCAGAAACCACCAAUGAAGGGAAGCUUGUUCAAUGUCCUCAGGCUGAAGAAUUUUAUCAAGUGGAGCUUGACCAUAAAGUUUAUGAAAAUGAAAAUUUAUGAAGCAUGAAAAAUUUUUCAUCAGUGGAAAAUUUGGGGAUAUAAACUUUCACAGAAAGGAAUCAAGCUGGACUCUGCAGGGGACAUAGUAGUAGUUGUAUUAGUACUGUUUUUACUUACCCUUCGGGGAGUUUCUUAGCGAAAGGUGUUUGAAAAACCUUCUGAAUGAGGGAAAAAUCUGUUUGGGAUUGUACCUGGCAAUAUAGCAAAUUCAGCUUCAAAUAGUACACGAAACUAUGAAUCAAUCAUCUGUGGUCACAGACGUAAAUAUUGUUGGUUUUCCCACCUACUCUUAAACAUGUGAUAGAAA